CGUUUAAUUUCAACUCCUUUCGUAAAGAAACAAACCGUAAGCACUCGUCUUCCUCUCCUCUAGUCCUCUCCAAACUUCACAGUUCGGCGGCGACAGCCGCUCACCCUCUUCGAUCAAACGACGCCGGCGACUGUGACUCCGGUCAGACCAGCCACACUCGUCCUCCGUUUUGGUUCUCGGUUCGAAGGUGGUGGAAGCCAAUAUUCAGAAAAAAUGAAGAAAGAACUCAUCUGAACAAAUUAACAUUGAUGGUGAUCUUAUGAGCUUAUUCUUGAACAGAGCCAUGGGGUUUUUAGGUUUUUUCAGGAGGUUUAAUGGCCUUCAGAAAUUUGAUGCAACGCCUAGAGCUAUACCUCUUGGGUACGUCCAGUGUAGAGGCUCAUCAAAUUCCAAGCUUUUCCAUGGUGGCGACGAAACAAUGGUUCCAGUUUUAAUUGUUGGUGCAGGACCUGUUGGUCUCGUCCUUGCUAUUCUUCUCACUAAAUUAGGGAUCAAAUGUGCAAUUGUGGAGAAGAACAGAAGUUUUUCUAAACAUCCGCAAGCUCACUUCAUAAAUAACAGAACUAUGGAGAAUUUAUUGAUAGGUAUUUUGCAAGUUGGAUGGGCUAGCAGAGAAGAUACAAUUAUAUCAACCACCUGUAGAGUCAUGGAGAAAGUUCAUAUAUUGUACUUCACUGAAUGGUACAAUUCUUGGAUCUGUGGACCAUAUGCAACCACAAGAUUUUGAGCACAUUAUCAGCCCAGUUUCUGUUGCACAUUUCUCCCAGUACAAAUUAAACAGAUUACUACUUAAGCAACUUCAAAAUCUUGGGUUUCAAGUCUGUUCACCGGAUAGCUUGGAAGGUCCCUGUGUAGUAAGAGAGAAAAAAAUACUCUUGGGGCAUGAGUGCGUUUCUAUUGAUGCUACUGAUGAGAGUGUAAACAUGACUGCAUCUUAUCUCAAGGAAGGGAAACAUGUCGAGAGGAGAAAUAUCAGCUGUAAUAUCCUUGUUGGUGCAGACGGUGCUGGUAGUACUGUCCGGAGACUAGUAGGCGUAGAAAUGAAAGGUGAAAACGACUUACAAAAGCUUGUAAGCAUCCAUUUUUUCAGUCGAGAGCUUGGUGAGUAUUUGCUAAAAGAUAGGCCUGGAAUGCUGUAUUUCAUCUUUAACACUGAAGCUAUUGGGGUUCUCGUUGCUCACGAUCUCAAGCAAGGGGAAUUUAUAUUGCAGGUACCAUUCUAUCCUCCUCAACAAAACAUUGAAGAUUUCUGCCCUGCGAUGUGUAAUGAGUUAAUCUUCAAAUUGGUUGGUCAAAACCUUUGCGACAUAGAUGUGCAAGAUGUAAAACCUUGGAUUAUGCAUGCUGAAGUUGCAGAGAAGUUCAUAUGCUGUCGAAAUCAUGUAUUACUUGCUGGUGAUGCUGCUCAUCGAUUUCCUCCAGCUGGUGGAUUUGGAAUGAAUACUGGAAUUCAAGACGUUCAUAAUCUUGCCUGGAAAUUAGCUGCAGUGCUACAAGAUAUUGCCUCACCUUCAAUAUUGAAUACUUAUGAAAUGGAAAGGAGGCCGAUAGCACUAUUCAAUACGGCCCUUAGUGUUAAGAACUUCAAAGCAGCUAUGGAAGUACCUGCAGCUCUUGGUCUGGAUCCAAAAAUUGCAAACUCAGUGCACCGAGUAGUUAACAAUGGCCUUGGUUCUAUUUUGUCAUCCUCACUACAGAGCGCAGUUCUGGAUGGAAUUUUUAAGAUAGGUCGUUUGCAGCUCUCAGAUAUAUUUCUCAAUGUUAAAAACCCUAUUGGAUCUUCAAGACUUGCAAAACUGAGACAUAUAUUUGAUGAAGGGAAGAGCCUUCAACUUCAGUUCCCUGCGGAGGAUCUUGGUUUCAGAUACUCUGACGGGGCAAUUAUUCCUGACAAUACUCUACUUGGUGGUCGAGAAGAACCUACAGGUCGUCGGAGACAGUACAUUCCUUCUGCAGAUCCAGGAUCUAGGUUGCCUCAUAUGAAUGUGAGAGUUUUAGCAAGUGAGGACAUCAUUUCCACGCUUGAUCUUAUAUCUGGAGAUAAAAUCGAAUUUCUUCUCAUAAUAGCCCCGCGAUCAGAGUCUUACCAUCUAGCUCACGCUGGUUUCAAGGUAGCGGAGGAAUUCAAAACAUCGGUUAAGGUUUGCAUUUUAUGGUCUGCUAGUACCACGAAGAUUGAAUCAAGCAGCAAGGAUCUACUAACUCCUUGGGAGAACUACGUUGAUGUUGAAGAAAUUCGGCAAUCGACAACUUCACCAUCAUGGUGGGACAUCUGUAAGAUGACCGACAAAGGAGCGAUCCUAGUCCGGCCCGAUGAGCAUAUUGCUUGGAGGGUGAAGUCUGGUAUUUCUGGGGAUCCAAACACAGAAUUGAUGAGAGUUUUUACUACUCUUUUGAAGUGAGAUAUGUUUAGCUAUUUUUUUCCUAUUCUUUUGGGGGCCUUACUUCGUGGUUGGUUUUAGAUCUCUCAUAGAAAGAGUACUACUUUUUGCCACUGGCGUAUUUUAUUGGGAACUUGGGACACAUUGUAGAAUGAAAUGUAUAUUACUACUCUUCAUAAAGUUUAACAUUAUAACAUUUUAACUUUUAUAAAGAAAUAAAGAUUAUUAGUCAUACAAUUUGUAGACAAAUGUCGGCAUAA
This is a messenger RNA of Cucumis melo (muskmelon), 2641 nucleotides long. RefSeq lists its product as uncharacterized. The record is from RefSeq and is a predicted model, not a curated record. The transcript has 12 exons. NCBI's taxonomy places the organism in Eukaryota, Viridiplantae, Streptophyta, Magnoliopsida, Cucurbitales, Cucurbitaceae. The coding region runs from base 708 to 2402 and encodes 564 amino acids. Gene Ontology annotation, molecular function: FAD binding.